Amyelois transitella is the source of this 6473-nucleotide messenger RNA. RefSeq names its product transmembrane protein 132E (gene dtn). The transcript has 21 exons. Lineage: Eukaryota; Metazoa; Arthropoda; Insecta; Lepidoptera; Pyralidae. Bases 383 to 4354 code for a protein of 1323 amino acids. The record is from RefSeq and is a predicted model, not a curated record.
UGCGACACGACCGUGCGUCCCGGAGCCAAAGUCCUACGAUCGAGCCAUGUGUCAUGUUUUCAUCACAGAACACAACUGUCAACUGACUCCCCCUCGCUAGAUCAUUCAUUAUGAAUGAAUAAACUCCCUGAAAAGUGCAGUAUUCGCGCGUUUUAAGCUGAAGGACAGCUUUCGCCGAGUGUCUAGUUUUUCUCGUGGCCGUUGACACUGCAGCGUGCGGGUCCCGCAGUGCGCGAGUGUGUGCUUGAUUGGCGAACAUACUCUACAGCAUCAGCUGAGCCGCGUAAACAUUGCUCUCGCAUAGUUUUCCCUGGACUUACGGAUGGCGUCCGCUCACGUGUCCCCUGUCUGAAUUUCAAACUGCACCAAAAAGGAAAUCAAGAUGAGGCGACUUAUUUUGCUACUGUUGACAGGGACCGUGCUGGCUGUGGAAGUUCAUUUUGAAAAUAAGGACAGUGGAUUUUUUCUUAAACACACGGCAAGAUGGAGUAGCGCAGGCCCUCCACCAGAGCCCACGAGUACAGCCUUACCGGGUGCUUUAUUAUCUCUCGACCGCUUUACUGUAUUACAAGGGUCAGCACCAGCGUCUGUAAGGGCAACGUACGGCCCGUUUUCCACUAAGCAGACUGUACCUGCGCGUUAUGCUGUCCCAGAUCCCCUUGAACCACCUCGAAGAAAUGCUACAUUACUGGAACUUCAAGAUGCCACCGCGCAUAGACUCGAUGUAUCCGCUCACCUUGUAUUCAAAGAGCUACCUCGAGAUUCGCCUGUAUUGCGAGUAUUGUUUCAUACCGGGGGAGAGGGUGGAGCAAGACGAGCUGCUGCGCGACCUAGACGUGUCUGUAUAACUCUUCAUGCGAUGUUAGACUCUCGGUCUUUAUCAGCGACAUGUGGUCCUGAAGGUGAAGAGGGGGCUUGCUUAGCUGAAUUGACAAUACCAGCAGCAUGGUGGCCUGCAGAUGGUAAAGGGAAACGUCCACCACGCACAGUUAAACUGACAUAUAGUGCUGCAGAAGCGGGUAAUGGGGAAUCUAGUGAUGGUGCUUGUGGACGAGUGUCUGUACAGCCCGCGUGGCCUUUGGGUUCCGUGACUCUGGCGGGAGCUCGGGCUGGAUACCGAGAAGCAGUGGCAGGGGAUGCUGCUCUACUCCUACCGAGGGCACCAUUAUAUCCGCAUUCGAGAAUACACCUUCCGUUCGUAGUCCGUCGAGAUUCUACUCAUGAUGUUGGCCAUAUUGUGAUCAGAAUGAAAGUGAAGUCGGGGCUGCGUCUGGUGAGCGUCACCGCUUCAAACUCGCGAUGGGCGGUCACCGCGGAGGUGAAGCCGAGGGCCGCCACCGUCACCGCCACCCGGCUCGAACAACCCUUGCGCGACGAUGACGGACUCGACACGGACAUGGAAGAAAACAGUGGAGCUGGCGGUCCGGGUUGGGAAGAAGUUCUGACGUGGUUGGUGGAAGUGGGGGCAGAGAGUGAGGGGGACGCGGAAGGGUCAGAAGGAGAGUCCGGACGCGGCACGGCUCGCCUCAGCUGGAUCGUCAGAAUGUCAGCCAACCCCCCGUCUGGCUCCACCACGGAAGGCCCACCGCCGGAACAUAGAGCCAACACGCGACUUGAUAUCGAGAAAGAUGACAUUCAAGCUGUGCUGCCUAUUUCAAAGAACUGGGAAGUUCUGAACACGGCGGUGCUGACUGGGCGCCAGGUGUCGCAAGCUAUGAAGGUUCUCAUCGUGUCUCAGGCCGGGCAGGUAGCUGACGUCACGCUGCAGAGUUCGUGCCACUCGGAAGACGAGAGCGUGCUCAAGGUUUCGUCUUCAUGCAGUUCGGUUUACGUGGACGGCUCUGAGAUAAGAGGCUCAUCAAACGCGUCCGUCAUUGUGAAAUACGGCACAUACACCGGCCUGGCCCGCUUCACUGUGUGGAUGCCUGAGAGCCCGCUGGAAAUCGAUGUCGAUGACAACAGGCUGUCGCAGAUCAAAGGUUGGAAAGUGUCGGAUGACUCGAGUAUCAAGGAGAGGCUUAAGCGGUCGCUGUCUGCGAGAGGGUGGGGUGGCUCUAGGCCUGAUGGCACCAACGCACUGACCGACCAACGGACUUGCCGGCUGAGAUAUCAACAGAGCAAUGUCGAGGUGUAUGCACGAUUCCUGGCUAAAGACCAUGACUCUGGGCGCGUAUCAUACUUCGUGUCUCGUCGCACCUGGCUCAAAGUGACGGAGCUGGUGUUAUCUCUGAUGCGGGUGUCGGACCCCAGAAUCGCUUCCCUGAGGGGGCGCGUGCUCCAAGGAAGAAGUACUGGGCGUACUGAAGUGCAAGUGCUAUCUCCUAUAACAGGCCGUGUAAUCGGCGUCAGAGAGAUCCGUGUGGUAAACGACAAGGUGUCCAUCUCCCGACUCUUGGUGCGGGUGAUAUCAGGACUACAGCUGAACAUAUCGCCCGAUACUGCAGGCAUUGAGAACGGAUACGUAUCGGAAACUACCGUUACUAGGAGGCUCACUGCACAAUAUCAGGAGGGCCUUCUAGAUAUCGACAUAGAAUUUUCUGACGGCAGUCGCACAGCGUUGAGAGAUGUCGCUGUAUCUGAUUACUACCUAUUAGUGGAGAGCUUGGACCCCGAAGUGGUCGCGUUUGCGCCCAUGUUGGCUUCACGACACCCGAGGGUUAUUGCUGUUGGAGAAGGCAGUGGAGAACUUCUUCGAGUGACCCUCCUCACCCCGGAACAAUGCCGUUCGGGUCCUCUCCGUCGCGUAGCUUUACCAGGAAAAGGCGACAUGAAGACCCCAGCUAACAUCAAGAACAUACCUGGAGCUUUGGCCAGUGCUGCGGCGAGUGUGGACGUGGAUUUCAGUGGUGGAGAUAUACCGCAAAGACCUGACACUCCUCAGAACGAUGAUAUUAUGGCCCGUGGCGGAUUGAGGUCGGGGUUGGCUGAGAUUGGAGAUAUGAUAAAAGGUCACUCCUCAAUGAAGGACGAGAACAACCGCGAGCCGAUAGUCCAGCCUCAACAAUACGGCUCCAUCUUCCGCAACAGCCCACCGCACCACGCACCGCAACCACAUGUUACGCCCGUCGAAAUUGGAAUGUAUGUUCUACUAGGCGCAUUCUGUUUCGCGAUUGUGGUGUUCGUAGUAUCAUGCGUGGUAUACGCGUCCCGCCUCAAGCCUGUGGGUGCUGAGUCCAGCCCGGGCGGUGCUCGCGGGCUGCCCGCACUUGCCGAAGGCGGGCGGCUUCAAGUCGCUGGGCUCGUUGGUACUACGUUAGGGUUAGCUCGGGACAAACAAACGAGGGAUUCCACUACUAACGCUCAUGAUUGGGUGUGGCUUGGACGUGCGACGAUAGAACGCAACGGUAACCGCCACCCAGCCAACCGCAGCUCAGCCCAGCCUCCAGACAACGCGAAUGCCAACGAAAUGCGUAUCACGGCCAAUCCUUUAAACUACAAUUAUGUGGACCCUGAUGAUGCUAUCAGAGACAACGGGAAUGUCAUGGUGACAAGCUUCGAUAACCCCAACUCGAUUGAGCUGCCCUCACAGAACGAUAGGAGAGUGAUCGAUUCGACGACAUACUGCAAAAAAUCGUCGCGACAUAAUCGGAGCCACUCAGGAGACGGGCAUUGGCAGGCGGAUGGUCCCAACCAAGACGACUACCGGCCUCCAGUGCCGCCACAUCGCAACUCAUCUUCUACUCCUCAACCCCAGCUGCCACCACCACGGAACCCCAAAAUUUUACCCGAAACUGUCAUGCCACCAUCGCGAAGGAACCACUCCCGGAAUCACCAUAAACGACACGACCGCGAUCAUGACUCCCGGAGGUCCCCGGAACAUGGUCGCCGCACAGACAGAAUUAUUGAUUUGAACAAAGCUGACGCACCUUACUUAUCGAGCCGAGACGUGAAACGAGAUUCGAACCCGCUAUCCCACGAACUAGCCGACAACCCUGUAGAAAAGCUUACCAACAAGGAGGACUGCUCCCGCCUCUUCGAAUUCGACAAUGACGCUCCCCUCGUGAUGGAAAACAAGGAUUAUCGGGAGAUCGUUGGGCUCAACAGAGGCACUGACGACUCCCGCCGCACCUUCGCUAAACCACAGAGCCCAGACUACAUGCAUGACUCCGGAAUAGGAUUACCUGAAGUGCAGAUGAGGCACAAAAGGGUGAAAGAGCCAAAAGGCGACUUUGUUGAGGCUUCAAAUCAAACUAAAGACAGCAGUUCCCCGGAGGUGAAGCGUGCCACCAUCGUGGGGAACCCCAUGUACUCGCGCGGCGGCCCCGAGCCGGAGCCGCUCGGCAUCGACGAUCUCCACAUGGACUACGACCAGAUCAUGCACUAUUUCCACAACCUCAAGGAAUCAAACGCCUGAGUAGAGCAGAUCAUUGCAAAGAUCCGGCAGAUAUUGUCUACGUUUAAAUAUCAGCAUAUCAUCAAAGCUCCUCCAAUCGACGUAUACAAUGCGCCCCCCGCCACGGCCGGGGCCGGCCUCGAGGAUAGUACCAUUGACAGACACAACAACAACGCGUUGCCGACCGACGCACACAUUUACCAAAACGUUAACAACGGUAACGCGGUCGCGCCCGCCACGCUUUGCGAUUCCAUCGCGCACAAAAACAUUUUCAUGACAAAACAACUGGAAUUCCUAUUGGAACACUUGAGCGAAGCUUACGAAUGAAUUUGUUCGAUGUCAAUGUAUUAUCCUCAAACAAUAUAUGUCUAUAUUUGGAUCCUUGCAGUGAUCGGAAACGAAAAUAUUCAAAUGUAACUGAUUUAUACAUAUAUACUAUCGUUAAACGUAUAUACUCUAGUCAUCUACAAAGCUGCACAUAUUUAAAAACCUAAUAGAAAAUAAUUGUGUGCAUGUAGUUAAAUACUCAUUAUGUCAAUGAUAUUAGAUAUAUAUAUAUAAUAUACUUACUUAAACAUGCAAUGUGUUAAAUGUAUGAUUGAAGUCCUCCAAACGAUGCGGACCCUCAACUUGUAAUUCUUGCCUACGGCAACAACCUUGACGCUGCCACUUAUAGUCCCACACCAAAUAAAGAAUGACUUUGCAUUUGCUCUAGAUUUGUAAAUAUCUUUCCACUAGAAGGUAAAUACGCUACCUCACGUUUAUCUUAUAGCUUAGCUUAUUAUUAUUUAACUUGUUUUGUUCGAAUCAGUAAGUUACUUCCACGAAUUGAGGAACGCUGAAAUUAGUUUUUAAGACUGCAAAAGCCAGUGUUUAGGGAAUUAAUCAUAGCGUUAAGAUAGAUUUAAAUCACAGAACUAGUCAAAUAUAUUGUAAUACUAACUAACAAGAGCUACUGUUUUGCUCAAAGCUGUUAUACUUUUCUCCGUUAACACUGCCGUAACGCCCAGAUACAUACUUAAUUGACAUAUCUACGGUAAUAACUAUGUAAGAAAAAAAAAUGAUUACUUACAUUUUUUUUGUUGAAAUACUAACUUGAAAACCAAUGAGCUCAUUGCAACGCUAAUUGUUUUCAAGUAGCUGUACUAAUUUCAGUUCAUUACUCUAUAACCGAAUAUCCAAAACCUUUAGAUGAACUGGUGAUGAGUAUAAUACAAUUUAGUUAAAGAUAAAAGUAUAUUAAAAUUUUGCGAAUUAUCGAACAAAGAGAAUGGUUUUAACUUGUGAUAAAAUGACUGCUACUUACGAUUGAUUUUAUAUGCGGUCUAUUUUAUAAAUAAAAAGCCAUAUCAUAUUAUGAAAUUAGCGCUUGUAUGAUAUUGUAAACACUAUAUUAUUUAUUGAAGAUGUACAUUGCAUUUACUCGGUAAGAUUAGUUCAUUAGGCUUUGUAAAUAUUGUUAUGACGUUAUAUAAUUUAUAGAUAUGUGAAGGGGACAAAUCAGUAAUAGAAAUGAAUGUGGUAGAGUCGCUUAACAUAAUUAUGGAAAGAGUAGACUUGCACACUAUAUUGAAAAUGUUUCAUGUCUGUUACAGUACACAUAAGUAACUAGUGUAUGUUUUGAUCUCGUAAUUGUGUAUUGAUGUGAUCCUAAAUAGUUCAGAAGACGUCAGAAAAUAUGUUAUUUUAGUGGAAUAGGCGACCAGUUAUUGAAGCAUUUUGUGUAUCAGUUAAUUCCUUGUAUACUGAACGCAUUGUAAACAAGAUAAUCUAAAUUAUUGUACGGCUACCAUGAGUUUUGCUUGUCUAGAAUCACUAGGGCGGAUAGUUAAGACAUUUAUGAAUUAUACACAAGUUUUUCACAAUAAUCUUUAGGGAUGUUGCAAAAUAAAAACUUAUGGUAGCUUUACUACUAGUGUGUUGUUUGGCUUUCGUCGUUAGGUUAGGGAAGAGUCACAAGAUGUAAGUACUCUACGCUGUAGUAUUUGUUACUGUAACAUUUGUUUUUGUUGAGUUUUUGCCAUAAUAUAUAAGAAAGGAGUUUAUAAAUAAAUUAUUGCUACAAGGUUUAUAUACAUGUAUGCAAACUGAGGCUUGUCACGAAAUCCUUUCAUAAAAUGUCAAAUUUAAUAAACCAUUA